AAGAACUUCAAAAUUUCCGAAACCCCCAUAACCAAAUUCCACCACUCUCCGUGAGUGUUUAUCUAUAUACAUAUAUAUACACGCAUCUUUUGAGAGAGAGAGAGACCAUACGCAAGUACUAUUGUUUAUAAGCUUGGUGUUUGAUUGGAAAGGGAAAUCAAGAAUGGCAUUCAAGGGAUUCGGGAAGAACUCAGGCCCAACUGAGCCUCCGAGAGCUCAAACCCUUUUCGGGAACUUCCCUCGGACCCCGUCCCCACCACCUGCAUCUUUCGAGGAAUUUCAAGCAGCGGAGAGCUUGCAUUCACUACCUUUAGCUUUUGAUAGAAAUCAUGCCAUCACAGUUCCAUCCCACCCUUCUGUGGGAGUAAGAAACAGUGAGUCUCGACCUAACUGGACUUAUGGACAAAAGUCUGUUUACAAGGACCUUGAUGCACCAACUGAUGAAGGAUCUUCUCCACACUUGCCACCCAUCACUUCAAAUAGUUCUGGAAUUGGUGUAUCACACACAGCAUCCCAAGUUCAAGAUCUGAAAAGAAUUAGAUCACCUCCCUCAUUGCCAGUAGAUGAAAGGAUUUUAAGGAACUCCAGAAUGACCAGAGGGAGCCAUUCAGAGUUGAUCUUCAAUGAUCCAGGCCACUUGACUGCACAACAAAUGCAAUCACCUCCUCCAACUUUUCAAAACAAUCUGGGCUACUUGGUUACUCAGCGACCACAAUCCCCUCCUUUAGGUUUCCGGAACAGUCCUCCCAUUGGUAACCAAACUCCUCCUUUUGGUGAAGUUCAACGACCUUCUCUGUCAUCUCCUCUGAAGGGUAACCAAUCACAGUCACCGCGAAAUUUUGCAAUCCCAUUGGCUCAACAAAAAAUUCCUACUAUAUCUACUUAUUUAGAUACUUAUGAUUCUGCAAAAAAUAUGCCAACCAAGCCUACUGAUCAAGUCUCAAAGAGAAGCAGAUCACCACCUAUUUUACCCUCUAAUGGAGAUUCCUUUCAAAAUUCUGUCUAUGGUGUACACAAUUCCAAACGGCCUUCCAGCUCUCCUCCCAAACUGAGGCAAAAUUUUCCUUCUAGUGCUCCUGGUUCUCAAACUCAUCAACAGUCUCUUACAUCUGGGCAUCAUAAUAGUGCUGAUAUUGGCUUGAUGAAACCCAUGAACCUUCCUGUUGCCAAAAGGACCAAGUUACCAUUUGUACGCACAUUUGAUCAUGUCCUUGAAGAUGAAUCCUCCACUGUCCAAGAUGAUAGUGAACGGGAAUCUCUGGCAAAAGCUAAGCGUUUGGCCCGCUUUAAGAAUGACCUACAUCAACCAGUACAAAGUGAUCCUGGUCCUCAAGACCAGAAAGUUGUUGCAAAGAGACAACAUGAAUUGGUGGUUGAGAGACAAAAAAUUAUAGGGGAAUCCAGUGCUAGUACUACAGGGGAUUUCUCUAAUGGCAAUAUGAUAUCUGAUUACGAGGGCCCUGAGUCAUCUGGUAUCAUAAUAGGAUCUUGUCUGGACAUGUGUCCAGAAUCUGAGAGAGCAGAACGAGAAAGAAAAGGAGAUCUUGACCGAUACGAGCGCUUAGAUGGAGAACGAAACCAGACGAGUAAAUCGCUUGCUGUUAAGAAGUACACUAGGACAGCAGAGAGAGAUGCUGAACUCAUCCGUCCAAUGCCAAUCCUGCAGCAGACAAUGGAUUAUCUACUAAAUUUGCUGAAUCAGCCCUAUGAUGAUAAGUUUCUUGGUUUGUACAACUUCUUAUGGGACAGGAUGCGUGCUGUCCGUAUGGAUCUGAGAAUGCAACAUAUUUUCAACCUUGAAGCUAUCACUAUGCUGGAACAAAUGAUACGACUCCACAUAAUUGCUAUGCAUGAGUUAUGUGAGUAUACAAAAGGAGAAGGGUUUUCAGAAGGAUUUGAUGCACACUUGAACAUUGAACAAAUGAACAAGACAUCAGUUGAGUUAUUUCAGUUAUAUGAUGAUCACCGGAAAAAAGGAAUAGAUGUGCCAACAGAGAGAGAAUUCAGAGGCUACUACGCACUUUUGAAGCUUGACAAACAUCCAGGAUACAAAGUUGAGCCCGCAGAACUGUCACUUGAUUUGGCCAAGAUGACACCAGAUAUGCGUCAAACUCCGGAAAUUGUAUUUGCUCGUGAUGUAGCCAGAGCGUGCAGAACUGGCAAUUUUAUUGCCUUCUUUCGUCUUGCGAGAAAAGCUAGCUACCUUCAAGCAUGCUUGAUGCAUGCUCACUUUGCAAAGUUAAGAACCCAGGCCCUUGCUUCGUUGCACUGUGGUUUACAGAAUAACCAAGGAAUCCCUGUUAGCCAAGUUGCCAAAUGGCUUGGGAUGGAGGAAGAGGACAUAGAAAGCCUUCUUGUCUAUCAUGGGCUCACCAUAAAGGAAUUUAAAGAACCAUAUAUGGUGAAGGAGGGGUCAUUUCUGAAUGUUGAUAAUGACUAUCUGGUCAGGUGUUCAAGACUUGUUUAUGGUAAAAAGUCAAGAGCAAUAGUUGAAGAUGUCUUUUGUACACAUCUGGCAGAAACAAUUUCUUCCAUAAAAGAGAUAGAGCCUCAGUUAGAUAAAGUUGAGGAGAAUCCUGCUUCUGUUCAGUUUCUUGAGUCUGAUAGUUUUAACCAGGCCAUUGAUGAGGACAUGCCUGAUUAUGAAACAAUGUCAUCUCCAAAAGAUAAGGUGAAGAUUAUGCCAGUAUUUAAAAUGCCUAUACAUAAAAAGGGUCAAGACGAAAGUGUGGUGAUUCCUACAAGUCCUAAGGUAUCAGCUGCGCAUGGUCCUCCAGAAUCUCCAAAGGACAUAUUUAGAAGUUCGGGAAAACUAAAGUAUGCUACUGUUUUUGGAAGCUCUCUUGAUAAAGUUGAGCAAAUUGAAGCUACAGAAACACCUUUCCAACUUACAGCAUCAAGAGUGGAACAAGAGAGACUGCCAGUUGGGCAAACUGACUUUGUUGAGAAAUCUUCAGUUCCACAACAUUUGCCUGUUGAAGUCAUGGAAGAUGAAGAACAAUUGAUUUCUUGUCAACAGGCUGAAACUGAUGUAGCAGAAGCAGGUUAUUAUGAUGAAGAAGUUGCAGAGGCUAAACUUAAACUGAUUAUAAGAAUAUGGAGACGACACUCUUCAAAGAAAAGGGAAUUGCGAGAGCAGAAAAAGCUAGCAGCAAAAGCUGCAUUAAGCUCACUGUCAUUGGGCCCACCAAUUUGGCACUACAAAACUCAGCCAAAUUUGCUUGGUGAUUUCAACAUUGAUGGUGUGAUGUUGAAGAGAUAUGAAAUUCAACAAAAGUCAUGGUCAAGGCUGAAUGUAUCAGAUGCUGUUGUCUCUAAACUUUCUGGAAAGAACAAUGCUGCUAACUGCCUCUGCUGGAAAGUCAUUUUAUGUUGUCAUGAUGACAUGCAAUAUUUAAAUAAACCAAGCCAAAGAAAUGAAGUUGACAAGUUGGCUGCUGGAUCAUGGCUUCUUUCCAAGCUUAUCCCUGCUAAUGAUGGCAUUGAUGACGAGCUGGUUUUAUCAUCACCCAGACUGUCAAUAUGGAAGAAGUGCAUUCCUAAUGUAUCUGGGGGGGAGCUGAAAAGUUGUUUCUCAGUUAUCAAGAAAACUGAAUUUGAUAAUCUAAGUGAGACUGUGGCAGGUGCAAGUGCUAUUGUCUUCCUGGUGUCAGAGUGCUUCCCAUGGGAGAUCCAAAAGAAAAGACUUCGUGAACUUCUGAUGGCUCUGCCUUAUGGUUCCUGUCUGCCUCUUUUGAUAUUAAGUAGUUCAUGCAAGAAUUUUCUAGAUCCCUCGACCAUAACUGAAAAAUUGGGGCUCCAUGACAUUGAUAAGUCGCAGGUUAAUGCAUUUUGCAUUGUUUUCCUUAAAGACGACCCUACAGAACAGUUGAGUGGAUUUUUUAGUGAUGAGCAAUUGAGACAAGGGCUAGAGUGGCUAGCAGAUGAAUCACCCCCACAGCCAGUACUUCACCAUGUAAAAACCCGUGAGCUGGUUCUGUACCACUUAAAUCCCUUAUUGGAAGCUCUUGAUAAGAUUAAUGCUCAAAACACAAAUCCAAAUGCCUUGAUUUCAGCUUUUAAUGAGGCCCUGGAUCAAUCAGCAAGAGAAGUAGCUGCUGCUGCUCAAGCAACGCCUACUUGUUGGCCCUGCCCUGAAAUUGCAUUGCUGGAGCAAUGUGGCAGUCAGAACAGUUAUUUUUUGCAGUACUUACCAAGCAUAGGAUGGAGCUCUGCUGCAAGGAUUGAACCACAUGUGCAUGCAAUAGUUGGGUGCAAACUUCCAGCUUUUGAGGAGGAUGCAAGUUGGCUAUACAAAGGCAGUGAUAAGAAUAGUGAGAUUGAGUACCAAAUGUCACAACUUGAGAAUUGCUUGUUCAAGUAUUUCACAGAGACUAGUAAGCUGAUGGGACGGUCAAUAGCUGCAAAAGAGGUGAACAUUAUGCUACAGAAGUACACUCGGCUUCAACUCCAUAACUGUAACUUUUAUCUCAUGCCAAACUGGGUCAUGGUUUUCAGACGGGCAUUCAAUUGGCAGCUAAUGAAUUUAGCUCAUGGAAGAUUUUCAUCAGUUUAUGUCUUGAAGCAACCGGAGCUCUCCGUUUCACCUCAAGCUGUGUCUGUGUCUGUGUCUAACUUAAACAUUGAAGAUGGAUCAGUAUUGCCUUUUGUAUUGGUGCAACCCUCCCUUGAUGAGAUGGUUGAAGUUGGUUGUACCCCUUUUGCAUCUGAAUCUGAUAUCCUAAAUACGCAAGGAUGCUUCGAAACACGGUGGCCUAUGGCUUUAGAUGAUCAUAACAUUGAAAAGGCAGUUGAGCCAUUGGGGGAUGAAAUGAAUGUUGAUCAGGACGGUACAUUUGCGACAUCUUAUAAUCAUGCAACAACACAAGUAAACAAUAAGGGAGGUGAAUCUCUGCCAGCCACCAAGGCAUCAAAGGGAGCUAAUAAAUUAAGUGAGUUGUUAGAGAAGUGUAAUCUUGUGCAGAACAUGAUAGAUAAGAAGUUGUCCAUAUAUUUUUAAUUCCUACUUCCUCACAAUGUAGCAUAUGUAAUUUUUCAACACCAUAUUUAUACCUAAAUGGUGAAGAAGAGCUCAUGUACCCUGUAGUGAUCUAGUACUAUACUAUGGUGUUCUUUUUAGACAGUUAUAGAUUCCAAUUUUUUGUAACAUGCUUUGCUUUAUUUGUCUAUUUGUGAAUAUUGCACUUGGAUUUGUAA
Ipomoea triloba (trilobed morning glory) is the source of this 5196-nucleotide messenger RNA. RefSeq names its product SAC3 family protein B. Gene Ontology annotation, biological process: mRNA export from nucleus. The transcript has 16 exons. The coding region runs from base 164 to 4999 and encodes 1611 amino acids. The record is from RefSeq and is a predicted model, not a curated record. Gene Ontology annotation, cellular component: transcription export complex 2; nucleus; cytoplasm. NCBI's taxonomy places the organism in Eukaryota, Viridiplantae, Streptophyta, Magnoliopsida, Solanales, Convolvulaceae.